AUGAAAUUUAAAUAUUCUCUAAUGGAUAUCGAACGACAAGAGGGCGGAGCCAGACGGGCAUCGUUGAAAUAUGUGCCGACGAAUACGAUGAAAGAGCGAGUUCUGGAAUUUUUGGAUUAUUAUUUUGGGCCGAUUAAAUUAUAUUUGUUCUCGUACCCGAUGCCCAAUGGGUUUUGGGAUAAUCGAAAGUGGAGAAUGAAAGCGAGUGGAGUCCAAGUAUUGCCACGUGUCGAAACGGAGCCAAUCGUCGAUCGACUCAUUCAUAUUGUACAGAAACGGCCGGCACGUUGA
Molecule: messenger RNA, 291 nt
Organism: Caenorhabditis remanei
Lineage: Eukaryota; Metazoa; Nematoda; Chromadorea; Rhabditida; Rhabditidae
Exons: 4
Coding region: 1-291 (96 amino acids)
Source: RefSeq, a predicted model, not a curated record